AUGGCCGAGUCGCCGGAGGAGGUGGCGGUGCUGGUGCAGCGGGUGGUGAAGGACAUUCGCAACGCCUUCCAGCGGAACCCUCACAUAGAUGAAAUUGGAUUAAUACCCUGCCCUGAAGCCAGGUAUAACCGGAGCCCUAUUGUCCUGGUAGAAAACAAGCUUGGUGUGGAGAGCUGGUGUGUCAAGUUUCUUUUGCCAUAUGUCCACAAUAAACUUCUCCUCUACAGACAAAGAAAACAAUGGCUGAACAAAGAUGAGCUGAUAGAUAUCACGUGUACCCUGCUGCUGCUGAACCCUGACUUCACCACUGCUUGGAACGUGAGGAAAGAAUUAAUACUGUCUGGCACUUUAAAUCCACUUAAAGAUUUGCAUCUUGGAAAACUGGCGUUAACCAAGUUUCCAAAGAGUCCAGAAACAUGGAUUCAUAGACGAUGGGUGCUGCAACAACUAAUUCAGGAAAACUCCUUGCCCAGUCUUGUGAAUAAAGGAAACUUGGGAGCAGCACCUGUGGAGAGAAUUCACCGACUAGUGCAGGAGGAAAUGAAUGUCUGCUCUGAAGCUGCUGGGAGAUAUCCAAGCAACUACAAUGCCUGGUCCCAUCGCAUCUGGGUUUUACAGCAUUUGGAAAAGCUGACUGUCAAGGUUCUCCUCGAUGAACUUUCAUCCACUAAAUAUUGGGUAUCCAUGCAUGUCUCAGACCAUAGUGGAUUUCAUUACCGCCAGUUCUUACUCAAGUCCUUGAUAGGCAGAACUGUAACUGACAAUAAUGUACUGGUACAAAAUCAAAUGGUAAAUGAGCAAAACCCUAGCCUUCAAAAGGAGGAGGAGAGUGCAGGGGCAGAAGCUGCCUGUGCGGAGGAGCAGAGCGUGGAUCUCCCCCGCCGUUUAGAGGAAGAGUUGGAGCUCUGCACUGAACUGAUUGAUACUUACCCAGGGCAUGAAACCUUGUGGUGUCAUAGAAGGUGUGUGUUCUACCUUCAGCACCACCUAAGCAACAAACUUCCUCUUCUGAGUGCAGUGGUAUCAUCUGUGGACAGCAGUGAUGAAACUCUGAAUAAUUCCCACCACAGUCCUGCAACAAGUCACAUGGCACAAGCUAUGGAUGUUGAUGGUUUGAAUGAAUCCAGCAGCAAACAAGGUUAUACCCAAGAAACAAAACGCCUGAAGCGUGCUCCUAUGCCGGACUCUCUUGGUCCAGAAAUGGAAUACCAGUUCAUUGAUAAAGUAUUAUCAACUUGUAGGGAUGCGGACCAAGCCAGGUUUGCUACUGCUUAUAGGAAAUGGUUAGUUACUUUUUUAGGUCAGUGAAGGAAGAGUUUAAAGCCUUCAGGGUUCUUCUUUUAGUGCAAUAUUCUCUUUUCAGACACAAAUGCAUGUCUUGGUUGCAAGUGUUAGCUACCCAUGUGUUUCUCACUCUUUUAAUGGUCAGUCCUAAAGUUCAUAUUCAGAGUAGAAGUCUGUCACUUUAUUAAAGAA
Gymnogyps californianus (California condor) is the source of this 1476-nucleotide messenger RNA. It is a transcript of the gene PTAR1, whose product is annotated as protein prenyltransferase alpha subunit repeat containing 1. Gene Ontology annotation, biological process: protein prenylation. The transcript is spliced from 7 exons. Gene Ontology annotation, molecular function: protein prenyltransferase activity. Bases 1 to 1308 code for a protein of 435 amino acids. Gene Ontology annotation, cellular component: cytoplasm. The record is from RefSeq and is a predicted model, not a curated record. Lineage: Eukaryota; Metazoa; Chordata; Aves; Accipitriformes; Cathartidae.